CUUGAGCCCCCGCACCCCAGGACUGAGCAACGGGGCGCCACCGCCGCCUCCAGAGCACCAUCUGCCGGGGGACAAAGCCACAUCGUUCAGUGACAUCUUCAACUGAGACGGAGCGCGUGACACGGCUCAAGAAAACCUUCUCGUUACCUUAAGACAUGAAUGGAGGCCCAGCAUUCUGUACACGCCAGUAGAGUGUCCGAUAUGUAAACGCCGGUUCUUCAAUAAGUACUCGGCCAAAAGACACAUGAUUCAGGCGCACGGGGAGAACCGCUUUCACACCCGCCCGUACGCCCGCGCGGACCCCAACUCUACCUCUACCUUCAGUGCUGCCCUUCAGGCCAUGGGCGUGGCAGCUGUGUCAGUCGACGCCAUGAAGCCCGCAGCCCUCGGGAAGGUGCACGGCUAUAGCGGCGGGAGUGGCGGCGGCGCGGGCGGUGGCCAGGAUGGCUGGCUGUACCCGUCGUCUCCGCCCGUAAAGCUGCAGCAGCACCAGGGAAGCUGCGACGGGGCGUACCCUCAGCUACUGGCAGGAGGUCGUGGCGGCGGCCCCUCUCCGCCCCGCCAGAACACACAUGAUCCCUCAGGAACGUUAUCAAUAUCCGGGCUUCCCACAACCCCGCGCCUCGGCACCGCUCACGACCCCCCGCCUGCAGCCGCCGCCUCGCUAUCGGGGAUGCAGGCGCAUCAUCUAAAGUCCCCAACGGCCUCGCAGGGCGUGACGGCGCUCACCACGUCUCCCCACAAUCAUGCCCCACCCCAACCCUCCGCGCCCAAACCUCUCGGACCCCCGGCUCGGCGCACCCCAGCCAAGGGCAUCAUGGCACCGGAGAGGCGAGCCCCAUGA
Penaeus vannamei (Pacific white shrimp) is the source of this 844-nucleotide messenger RNA. The record is from RefSeq and is a predicted model, not a curated record. Lineage: Eukaryota; Metazoa; Arthropoda; Malacostraca; Decapoda; Penaeidae.